Molecule: messenger RNA, 620 nt
Organism: Clupea harengus (Atlantic herring)
Lineage: Eukaryota; Metazoa; Chordata; Actinopteri; Clupeiformes; Clupeidae
Gene: col16a1
Product: collagen alpha-1(XVI) chain-like
Exons: 4
Coding region: 363-620 (85 amino acids)
Biological process (GO): extracellular matrix organization
Cellular component (GO): collagen type IV trimer
Molecular function (GO): extracellular matrix structural constituent conferring tensile strength
Source: RefSeq, a predicted model, not a curated record
AAAGAAAACGAAACGUGACAUGUCAAGAGACGGCGCCCCCAGCUCUUCCUUUUAGUGCUUUUGGACCAGGUGAUGUCACUACACGUCUUGCUGGAGACUUUCCCAGACCUUCAAGGAGGGAGAGGAAAACUUCUUCGAACAACAGUUAGGGGAGGGGAGAGAAAGUUGGACAAGGAGAACACCAGGACUAUUGCUUUCCUCCCGCAACUAAACCUCAAGGAUUGCCGUUGAGAGACUGUGGAUUCCAGCAAGAUUGCGCGCACAUCGUACCAUCUGCGCUUUGGGAGAUAAUCGUUGGAUUCAUGUGGUCUUAACCUGAAGGAACUAUCGAUUACCUUAGGUUGGAACAGAGGGAGGUCAUCAUGUGGCCGCUGCUGCUGCUGUUUCCUGCCUGCUUGAGCUGCUUGAGUGGCCUGGUGUCCGCUGAGGAUGUGCGAUGCCCCUCUCUACAGGUGGAGGCCUGGAAGUUUCCGCAGACCCCCCGGGACCUCAUCACAGGUUUUAAUCUGGUGCGCCGCUUCUCUCUGGUAAAGAACGCCGAGGUGAAGAAGAUCCGCAACCCGCGAGGACCCCUCAUCAUGCGCCUGGGCAAGGUGUCUCUCACACAACCCACCGAGUAA